Molecule: messenger RNA, 1064 nt
Organism: Manihot esculenta (cassava)
Lineage: Eukaryota; Viridiplantae; Streptophyta; Magnoliopsida; Malpighiales; Euphorbiaceae
Exons: 1
Coding region: 237-890 (217 amino acids)
Source: RefSeq, a predicted model, not a curated record
GCAGACAAAAUGAACCCCAAAUUCACAUGAAAUGAAACUGAGCCUUCCUCUUCUCCUUCAGUGAAGUGCCCAAUGCUAUAUAUACACGUCUUCUCCUUCAAAGCCUCCCUAUAUUAGAGCCAAUCUAAUGGACUCAUAACUGUAUCUUCUUCUCCUUCAUUUUUCAACUUUCUUUUUUUUUUUUUUUUCCUUCAAAAUUUAUAAGUGGGCUUGAGUUAGAUUAAUUUGGCCGCUUUAUGGCCAAAGGCAGGAGGCUAACGACGAGUCGGAGUGAAAGGCUACUGGGAAGCUUUUCUUACAGUAAUGGCCAAGACACCACAGUCAACGACUCGUCGGAGCUAGCCGAGGAAGAUAUGUGGUCGAUGGUUGAUGAUGCCACUCACCGGAAUGACCAGAUUAACUAUAAUUCUCAUGGAGAGUGGAAUUCACGCGCUGAUGUUGAGAGUAACGGGAAUAUGUCUAUAAGGAGCCGCCGCCGAAUCCCUCGAGACCGAGAUGACCAGCACGUGGGAGGGUUGUCUUUGGCCUUCCAAGAUUCUUCGAGCAAGACGGCUUCGUCGAGAAUCGUGCACCAGUUAAGCGGACAUGACAACGUGGCACCAGCAGCAUCAUCUCCUCGUCACAUGGCCACGUCAGCUCCCGUGAACGUGCCGGACUGGAGCAAUAUACUUCGGGUAGACUCAGUUGAGUCAUUGCAUGAGUCGGAUGACGGAUACGAUGAUCGUGAUUCGGAGAUGGUUCCUCCACACGAGUACCUGGCGCGUGAGUACGCUCGCAGCAAGAAAAUGGGUGGCGCCUCUGUGUUUGAAGGCGUCGGAAGGACGCUGAAGGGCCGCGACAUGAGGCGCGUGCGCGAUGCAGUGUGGAGCCAAACGGGGUUUGAUGGUUAAAAAAUUGCUUAUAUAUUUUUAACGUGGGCAAUGAUUCGGCCGAGUUGACUCGGCGUUUAACUUAAUCAACUCUGUAACGAGUGAGGUCAAGCAUGAUUGUGGUUGAUGAGGAUCCUGCUCUAGUUUCUGUUGAAUAUUGGAAUUUGGAAUUCAUGCCCUUGUUUGUUAGUAGUA